UGACUGUGGAAUUGUUCGUUGAGACGUGUUUACUUGGGCCUUGUGUCUGUGGAGAUAGCGAGCAAAUAACAGAACUAAAAGCGGAGUUUUGCUUAUUAUAGCUGGCUAUCUAACUGCCUUGUUUUUAACAAAGCGUAAAGAUGUCGUCAUUGGAAGUUCGUGCUGCGUUACGGAACGCAGACAACCCAGUACUAAUGGGAAAAGCAAACGUAGCUGGAGCAAGAAGGGCUGUGCUUGGAGAGCUGUCCAACUUUCCCAAUGCCAGCAAAGCGGUGCCGUCCAAGACUGUUGCUGCUGCAAAGGCUUCAACCAAACAAUCUAUGAACCAAAAAGACCAGCCAGCAGCUGUUCGGACUAAACGUUCCCCAGUUCCUCAGCCUGAAGAGUCUGCUAACGUGUCCAUGAAAGAAGAGGAAUUGUGUCAGGCGUUCUCAGUAGCUCUACUUGCUGUAGAAGACAUUGAUGAAGGGGAUUCAGACAUGCCACAACUGUGCUCUGAAUAUAUAAAGGAUAUCUAUGGAUAUUUGCAGCGCCUUGAGACCCAGCAGUCUGUCCGGCCCAAGUACAUGGAUGGCUAUGAGAUCAAUGGACGAAUGCGUGCUCUCCUGAUUGACUGGCUGAUUCAGGUGCAUUCCAGGUUCCAGCUACUGCAGGAGACUCUGUAUUUGACUGUGGCCAUCCUGGAUCGCUUUCUUCAGGUGCAAACUAUCGGCCGCAAGAAGCUCCAGCUGGUUGGCGUGACUGCCAUGUUGUUGGCAUCCAAGUAUGAAGAGAUGUAUUCCCCGGAGAUUGGUGAUUUCGUUUACAUCACAGACAAUGCAUUCACCAAGGCCCAUAUUCGUGAGAUGGAACAGAUGAUUCUGCAGAGUCUGAACUUUGAGCUUGGACGGCCUCUACCCCUACACUUCCUCAGGAGAGCCUCCAAGGCUGGCAAUGCUGAUGUUGAGAAGCACACACUAGCCAAAUACCUCAUGGAACUGACCCUCCUUGACUAUGACAUGGUGCACUACCAUCCUUCUGAGAUUGCUGCUGCAGCCUUGUGCCUCUCCCAGCUGCUGCUUGAUGAGCUCAACUGGACUCUAACGCAGGAGCAUUACUCUACCUAUAAUGAGAACCACCUCAAGCCAAUCAUGCAGCACAUUGCCAAAAAUGUUGUCUCUGUCACUGAAGGGCGAACAAAGCUUCAGGCUGUCAAGAACAAGUACGCAAGCAGCAGGCUAAUGAGGAUCAGCCUCAUCCCUCAGCUGAAGUCUGCUGUUGUAAAUGACAUGGCUGCUGCUCUGCUCCCAGAACAUAAACCCUGAUGUGUGAUUAGACUGAUUCUUAAUCUGCUGCACUUUAUUUUUUAACUUGUUUUUUUUGUCUUUAAGUAUCUAUCGUGAGAUGGCCUUUUUAGACUGCUGCUUUUAAGUACAUGUAAAUAUUUAAAUUUGUACAAAUAAACGUUUUGAACCAUCUUAAACAUCA
Messenger RNA from Oncorhynchus gorbuscha (pink salmon), 1467 nucleotides. Its product is annotated as G2/mitotic-specific cyclin-B2-like. The record is from RefSeq and is a predicted model, not a curated record. Bases 141 to 1304 code for a protein of 387 amino acids. Gene Ontology annotation, biological process: regulation of cyclin-dependent protein serine/threonine kinase activity; mitotic cell cycle phase transition. Gene Ontology annotation, molecular function: cyclin-dependent protein serine/threonine kinase regulator activity. The transcript is spliced from 8 exons. NCBI's taxonomy places the organism in Eukaryota, Metazoa, Chordata, Actinopteri, Salmoniformes, Salmonidae. Gene Ontology annotation, cellular component: cyclin-dependent protein kinase holoenzyme complex; cytoplasm; nucleus.